This is a messenger RNA of Porites evermanni, 1463 nucleotides long. NCBI's taxonomy places the organism in Eukaryota, Metazoa, Cnidaria, Anthozoa, Scleractinia, Poritidae. The record is from the annotation of a GenBank genome assembly.
AUGGAAGUUUUGAAAAAGGAAGAAAAGCUGUUGACUAAGGAGGAAGCUGCAGAGUUCUAUAAACAGCAUGAAGGUUCUGAACACUUUGAUCAACUGGUGGAAUUUAUGUCGAGGUAAUGAAAUCACUUCCUAUAAACACUGGGGUCACAGUACAGAAAGUCCUGUAGCUGAGAGUCCUUGGCCUUUUUUUGUUGCUCAUUUCAUCCAACCCAGAAGGUGUUAAUGUGGUUUAUAAAUACAGUAUAAGUUUAUUCCUGCCCUAUACUUUAACUUUGUUUUUACCUUAUCUUUCACUUGGUUUUUCUUUCUUUCCAAAAAUCAAGACAUUUCCGAAAAUCAGUCUUAAUCUUCCCUCUGAAAUCUAAUGGCAAUGUGGCUCUCAAUGAUUAUGUGUACGAAGGACAAAAGCCAUGGACAUGAUAUUUUGGCUGCAUACAGGUCCCUCAGACAGGUUUUUUUUUCACGUAUGCAAAAUACUGUCUUUAUUUUCCCUACCUUUUUUCCUGCUUUUUGUGCACACUAAUGAAGCAUUUCUUCUCAAGUGGCUGAAACAAAGCUGAUUGUGGAAAAAACUGGUUCUUUAAUUAAUUUUCAGUGGUCCAUGUAUGACUCUUGUGCUAAGCAAAGCCGAUGAAGCUAAUGCUGGCGAAGGUACCAUUGAUUAUUUCCGAGAUCUUAUUGGUCCAAAAGAUGUCAAUAUUGCUAAAGAAGAGGCCCCAGCCAGGUAUGUACUUAUGGUACAAAGUAACUUUCUGUUACUUAUAAUUAUGCGUCGUGACAAAAUUAUCAAUAACAAUACAUAUGGCUGCACUAAGGCGAAUUGUGUCCCUAUUCUGUGCAAACUGAUGUGAUUUAAUCACAUGUUCUUUUUUUUAGAGCUUAUAAACAUUGGUGAAGUCACAGCAAUUAAUUACUAAUAAACUGUUUUCUAAUUAGUAAAAAAGUAUGUCUUGAACCCAUUUGUUUGAUUGGACCUAUUUGUCCAUUUUCCUUACAUGUAGUAUGCAUUUCACUCUGUUCGUGUACAUGACUGUUGCAUUGCAAUUUGGUUGUUGUAAAAAUAUGCUUCUAAAAGGAAGUUGUGAAGCAUGUUGCUGUUGGUGAGAUGUGGGCUCGAGUUUAUGUACAUGUAAUUGAGUUUCUUGUUUAACAUCCAGAACUCUGAUUGAUAUUUGCAUAGUCUGGGGAACCGUAGCAUUCUUUGAUUGAAUAUUGGAAAAUUUUAAAAUUCUUGAUUAUGCAAUCAGAGGUACAUUGUACCUAAAGUUCAUUUAUAGUUCUCAAGUGAGAGUUCUCAAGCCUCCAAGCCUCCUUCUGUAGAUAGAAAGUUAGAAAGUUGUGAGUAACAGCUGUUAAUUUAUAGUCAUUGUUUUUGAUAUUGCAGCUUAAGAGCUCUAUAUGGAACUGAUACUGUGAAGAAUGCACUCCAUGGCUGUGACUCUGCUGACAGUGCAGCUAGGUAA